AGAAGAUUGUUACUUGGCAGUUCAAAGAUGUGGAAGUUAUCCAUGUUUUCUCAUGAUCCGAACGAUUGGUCCAACGAAAAGCUUCCGACUUUUUCCCCACCCUCUUCCCAAAACGCCCCUCCUCCCAUCUUCCCACGCUUCUUUAAUGGUCGGAUCCUGCCGCCACCAGCCGCUGUUUCUGCGGGCUGGUGAACCACCAUUUUAGUUUCUUGACCGUCCGAGGGUGGAGGAGGGAGUCUAAAGAUUUGAUCUUGGAGAGUCUUCUGUCGAUUACAGUGUGGGAAGGAUGCGAAAACUUGAUCUUUGUUCGUGUGCUCUCGCAUGGAGAAGCUGUCGCUUUGAAUCAACAAAAUAUGGCGACUUUUGCCUUCUCUCGAGUUACUCCUCGGUGGAUAUAGCUUGAAUCUCUUACCGGUUGGAGGAGAAUGGAAACUACUUUGUUCCAAGUAUUUACAUUUGCUAUUCUCCAUUCAUCUUUGUUCAAAGCUCGGAUUGGAAUUUGAGUCAAUCUGAUUCAGAUUAGAGACCCUCGAAACCAUUGGCCUGAGCUUACCAUUGCUUUUGCUCUAUGAGUUUGGCUCCUCAUGGAGGGCAUGUGGAGUUUGGCGCGGUGGUAGAGGAAGUCCUUAUUCCUUUCUUCAACAGGACUACUAAAGCAGCUCAUAUUUGACGACUCGAGCGGUUGCGUAGAGGUGGAGGUCUAGAAAUCUGUGAUUAUGUGCUUUCUUCUCCUUCCAGGCUUGCCACUGUAACAAUUCUCCUUAUUCAGUUUUGGCUGUUAAUUGAGAUUCCUGUUUAAUCAAGUGGUUCCUCAGUUCUGAAGAUUUGCCUCUGAGCAAAGCCAGGAAUUAGAUUAUGGCAAAAAGAUCCAAUAGAAGGUCACGACCUCGGAAUGAUGCUGGAUGCAUGUGGGGUUUGAUUAGCUUGUUUGAUUUCCGCCGGGGCCAUCCAACUCAGAAGUUACUUUCAGACAAAAGGCAUGAAAGCAAUAGACAUACUGGUACUGGAUACUCGAGAAUCAAGCUUGAUUCACUUAGAAGUUCUUCAAACAAACAUGAACAUGGCAGUCUUGUUGGUGAAAUCAGAGACGAUCAAGUUGACUCGGUGAUGACAAGUGUGAAAAUACUUAUGGAGGAAGAGAUGUCUCAACAUAUCCAAAAGAAGAUCACACGUGAUAACUUGCAAAUUGAGGACCAUCCCAAGAAGAGUUAUAAGCAGAGAAGCAAAAAAUUGAAAGGUUCAGAUGCUCAGGGGAUCAAUCUAGCUGCUUCUUCCAGUUUGGAUGGUCAUCAGUCUGAUAGUAUGGAUCUAACGAGAAGAUCUUCCCUUAACUUUGACCUGGCCACAUUUUUGAUGGAGUUUUAUGGUUAUACAUACCAACAAAAGCAUGCUGAUUCUGACAAUAAGUUUGACUUGCUUCCAGCCUUGGAAAAUAUUAGUCCAAAGAUUUAUAACCAUCUUAGUGAGCCUGAUGGUCAUGUUGAUCAAAAGAUUUCUUUCUUUCAAAAGAACCUAGCAGAUGUUUCCCAGGCUAUUUUAAGUCAGAAGUUGAUGGUUGAGAAACAACUCGAUGGACGAUGGGUUGUCCAUCCCAAAGAAUACAUGGAUGCAUUAGAUAUUCUGAAUUCAGAUAAGGAGUUACUUAUGCAACUGCUUCAUGAUCCAAAUUCACUUUUUCAUAAACAUAGUCAAUGUUUUCACAGUGCUCAGGUAGGGAAACUAACCAAACUGGGAUCAGAUGAAGGUUUAGAGAAUGUUCAGCUGUUGGGAGAGGAGAUUGAUGGUUUGGGAAAAUGCAAGGAGUCUGACAGUAAUCAAUUGUUUCAUAAACAAAGCAGAUACAAUUUUUUCCGCAAGGAUAAGUCAAAGGGGACAAAACCAUCAAAGGGAAGUCCAAAUUCCGAGGCUUUAAACAGAAUAGUAGUUCUAAAGCCAAGCCCAGCAAGAAUUCCAAAUUCUUCUAUUAUAAUUACUCCAAGCUCUUCUCCCCAAUCACAUCAUGUCCUACGGCACGAAGAACACGGUGAAAGAAUUUUUUCCCAUUUUUCCCUCAAAGAAAUUAAAAGACGACUCAGGCAUAUGAUUGGUGAGAGCAGAAAAGCACGACAUGCUAUCUCCAUGGAUGGUGUUCUACACAGAAUUCCAGUGAGGUCUAAUUACACAGAUGUUUCAUCUAAACUGAUAAAUAGUGAGAGUACAGUAGCAAGCUUGGCAAGCAGUUCUUCUCGUGAUACCGAGAAGCUGUCUGAAACUUUGUCCCUUGAUAAGCGAAAUGACAAGAAAAAUGACUUGGAAGAAUGUCAAGUUAACAUCAACAGCAACAUUUCUUCCUCAAGGUCUCAGUUUUCCAUAUAUGAGGAAGCCAGGAAGCAUCUUGCUGAGAUGCUAGGCACUGGAGAAGACAGUUUGCCAACCACCCAAACCUCAGAAUCUUUGGGGAGGGUACUUACGUUACCUAGAUACAAUGAAUUAUGUCCUACAUCCAGUCGACAAAGAGUCCAGGACCUCAUCAUGUCAUCUGAAGGGACUGGAAAUCCCUCCCUACAACAGUUGGAGCAAGUAGGUGCUACCAAUAUCUUAAGCCUAGCAAGAGAAAACUUGGAGUUUUCAUCUUUUCCUAUGAGCAUGCCAAGUGAUGACUUGAAAUUUCGCAUCUUAAAUACAGAACUGGUUGAUACCAGUAUACUGGAGCUACCAUGCAUUGGAGAAGACUUGAACGACAAAGAGAUUUUAGAAGCAGCUGAUACUGAAGGCAUUGUCCGGUCUAACCAUUUGGAUGUACCCUUGGAGUCAAGCAGAAGUGAAAUAAUUGUUGCAACUGAAAUUUGUGAAGAAUCUGCUGCAAUGCAAGGGCAGGGAUCAUCUGAGGAGACAUCACUUACAAUGAUGCAGUCCAAGGUCCCUCUGAGUUCCUUGCUCAAAGAAAAUUUAGUGGCUCCUGAAAGUACCACUGAAAAGCAAGAGCAACCAAGUCCAGUAUCUGUUCUUGAAACAUUCUUAUCAGAAGAUGCUACCAGCCCUGAGCCCAGUCCAGAAGAGCCUUAUGUUAAUUAUGAAGACCGUGAGAGCUAUUCGAAAGUAAUAGCAUCACCAGAUGUAAACGGAAGUUUCAGAGAUUGUCUUCAGGACUAUCAAGCUAUGUCCGAUUACGUUAAAGUACUCUUGGAAGCCUCAGACCUUACUAAUGAAUUCUCAGAGAGAUGGAAUAUGACAGCUCAGUUACUUGAGCCAGCUUUGUUUGAUGAGAUAGGGAUCUUUUUUUUCUUCCUGCAAGAUGAUCCUAAGCUCCUCUUUGAUUGCAUUAACGAAGUCCUUGUAGAGAUACAAGAAAGGUUUUUUAAGUGUACACCAUGGUUGUCUUUCAUCCAGCAAAAUGUUCUGCCUGUCCCUCGAGGCGAAAGCUUAAUCCAAGAAGUCAGCAAGGGUCUCGAGAGGCAUCUUCAUAUACAGCUGCCAAACACAUUAGAUCAAGUAAUAAGGAAGGACUUGGAAGGUAGAAGUUGGAUGGACCUUCGAUUCGAAACCGAAAACACCACAAAUGAGGUAUGUGAAACCAUCCUAGACGAUCUAAUGGAAGAAACUGUACACAACAUGUGGUUUCAAACCCUGACUUCUUUGGAGUUCAUCUUCGCAUAGUUCACAUAAUCGUAUGCAACUAAUCCUUGUCAGUAUGGAAGAUUGAUGUGUUUCUUACUCUCAGUUGUUGAUCCAGACACAGCCAUCUGCAGUCUCUAGUUGUAGAUCUUUCUUAACUUACAUCAUUGUGAAGAUUGAGAGGGUUUGGGGUGUAUGUAUUUGGAUUCAUCACUUGUGCUAUGCAAUAAUAAUCUGGAAAUAUGUGGAGAUAGAGCUUCCUGCUUGAAGUCUCCUCAAGACAAAGUUGUAUAUGGGUUUGGAAAUGUAUAGGAGGACUGUAUGUUAUCAGUCGUUAUGUGCCUUAUCUCAUCAGAAAGAAUCAUAAUGGAACAAUUUAUACCUUCUUCCAUUC
Messenger RNA from Musa acuminata subsp. malaccensis (wild Malaysian banana), 3988 nucleotides. The record is from RefSeq and is a predicted model, not a curated record. Lineage: Eukaryota; Viridiplantae; Streptophyta; Magnoliopsida; Zingiberales; Musaceae.